UCAUGCACCUAGUGCACAGAGGAAACCAGCUGAUGCUGCUUCAAGUUGUGGAGUGAGAAACUAGAAGAGGCAUCAACAAAAAGGGGGAUUGAACUCAGGAGUGCUCAACCACUGAGCCAAAUCCCCAGCCUUAAUUUGUAUUUUAUUUAGAGACAGGGUCUCAUUGAACUGCUUAGCACCUCACUUUUGCUGAGGCUGGCUUUGAACUCAUGAUCCUCCUGCCUCCACCUCCUGAGCUGCUGGAUUACAGGUGUGCGCCACGGUGCUUGGCCCAUUAUGGAUCUUAAAGGGUCUCGCUAAGUUGCUGAAGCUGGCCUUGAACUCAAGAUCCUCCUGCCUCAUCCUCUGUAGUGGCUGGGAUUACAGGAAAAGAUGUCCUUCUGGUCUUCAAUUCUGAUCUGCCUUUUCCUGCUUAUCUCUGAUUCCUGUGAGUUCUUUGCUGAAUCGAAUUACUCCAGGAGCUAUCCUUGUGAUGAGAAAAGGCAAAAUAACUCCAUUAUUGCAGAAUGUGACAGCCGUCAACUGCAAGAAGUUCCUCAAACAGUGGGCAAAUAUGUGACAGAACUCGACCUGUCUGAUAAUUUCAUCACACACAUAACAAAUGAAUCGUUUCCAGAGCUUCCAUAUGUCACUAAAAUAAAUCUAAACCACAAUGCCAAUCAAGAGCACUAUAAUAAAAAUCCUGAUAUGAAUAAAAAUGGCAUGAAUAUUACAGAUGGAGCAUUCCUCAAUCUAAAAUACCUACAGGAGCUACUGCUUGAAGACAACCAGUUAGAGAGAAUACCCUUUGGUUUGCCAGAGUCUUUGAGAGAACUUAGUUUAAUUCAAAACAAUAUAAUUUCAAUAACUAAGAAUGAUACUUUGGGACUUAUGAACUUGGAAAGUCUCUAUUUGGGCUGGAACUGCUAUUUUGUUUGUAGUGAAACAUUUUACAUUGAAGAUGGGACAUUUGAAUCCCUUACAAACUUGAAGGUGCUGUCACUGUCUUUCAACACUCUUAUCCAUGUGCCACCCAAACUACCCAACUCCCUUCGAAAACUUUAUCUGAGUAACACCAAGAUCAAAACUAUAGGUCAAGAAGACUUCAAGGGAUUGGUAAAUUUAAGAUUACUAGAUUUAAGUGGGAACUGUCCAAGAUGUUUCAAUGCACCUUUUCCUUGUACACCUUGUGAUGGAAAUGCCGCAAUUGAGAUACAUCCUCUUGCUUUUCAAAAUCUGACCCAGCUUCUCUACCUAAACCUCUCUAGCACUUCCCUCCGGAAGGUUCCUUCCACCUGGUUUGACAAUAUGCACUACCUGAAAGUGUUGCAUCUCGAAUUCAACUAUUUAGUGCAAGAAAUGGCCUCUGGGGAAUUUUUAACAAAGCUGCCCAAUUUAAAAAUACUCGAUUUAUCUUUUAACUAUGUAAAGACAGAAUAUUCACAAUAUAUUACUCUUUCCGAAAACUUCUCUAAACUUCAGUCUCUCAAGGCACUGCAUUUAAGAGGUUAUGUGUUCCAGACACUCAGAGAAGAAGAUUUCCGACCUCUAAUGGUUCUACCACAACUUCGAACUAUCAACUUGGGGAUUAACUUUAUUAAGCAAAUUGAUUUUACCCUUUUCCAAAGAUUCCCCAAACUGGAAAUUAUUUACUUGUCAGAAAACAGAAUAUCACCAUUGGUAAGUGAUAUCAGGCAAACUCCUACAAAUGGUUCCUCUUUGCAAAGUCAUACCAUUAAACGACGCUCCAUGGAUGCCAAGUUUGACCCACAUUCAAAUUUUUAUCAUAACACCAAUUCUCUAAUGAAGCCACAAUGUACUGGUUAUGGCAAAGCCUUGGAUUUAAGUUUAAACAGUAUUUUCUUUAUUGGUAAAAACCAAUUCAAAGGUUUCAGUGACAUUGCCUGUUUAAAUCUCUCUGCCAAUGGCAAUGGCCAAGUAUUUAAUGGAACUGAAUUUUUAGCUGUGCCUCAGGUCAAAUACUUGGAUUUGACCAACAAUAGACUAGACUUUGAUGAUAACAAUGCUCUCCGUGAACUGUCCCACCUGGAAGUUCUAGAUCUCAGCUAUAAUGCACACUAUUUCAAAAUAGCAGGGGUAACACAUCGUCUAGGAUUUAUCCAAAAUUUGACACAGCUCAAAGUUUUGAACCUGAGCUACAACAGCAUUUAUACUUUAACAGAGGAGAAGGAACUGAAGAGCAUGUCCCUGAAGGAAUUAGUUUUCACUGGAAACCGCCUUGACCUUUUGUGGAACACCAAAGACAACAGGUACUGGUCCAUUUUUAAAUGUCUCAGGAACCUGACACGGCUGCACCUGUCUUCUAAUAACCUCCAGAAUAUCCCAAAUGAAGCAUUCCUUAACUUGCCAGCCAAUCUCACUGAACUGUACAUAAAUAAUAAUCUGUUAAAUUUCUUUAACUGGACACUACUCCAGAAGCUUCCAUAUCUCCUCUUGCUUGACUUAAGUGGAAACGAGCUGUCCUCUUUAACUAACAGCCUAUCUAAAUCUACACCUUCUCUUCAGACACUGCUGCUGAGCCGGAACAAGAUUGCCCACCUUCCCUCUGGCUUUUUUUCCGAAGCCAGCCAUCUGGUGCACCUCGAUUUAAGUUUCAACUUGAUAAAAAUGAUCAACAAAUCCACACUUCAGACAAAGACCACUACCAAUUUAGCUCUUUUGGAACUAGGCAGAAACCCUUUUGACUGUACCUGUGACAUUGGAGAUUUUCGAAGUUGGAUAGAUGAAAAUCCAAAUGUCACAAUUCCUAGAUUGAUAGAUGUCAUUUGUGCCAGUCCUGGGGACCAGAGAGGGAAGAGCAUUAUGAGCCUAGAGCUGACAACAUGUGUUUCAGAUACCAUUGCAGCCAUACUCUUUUUCUUCACGUUCUUUAUCACUACCAUGGUUAUGCUGGCUGCCCUGGCUCACCACCUGUUCUACUGGGAUGUCUGGUUUAUCUACCAUAUGUGUGUUGCAAAGAUCAAAGGUUACAGGACUCUUUCCACAUCCCAAACUUUCUAUGAUGCUUACAUUUCUUAUGACACCAAAGAUGCCUCUGUUACUGAUUGGGUAAUCAAUGAGCUGCGCUACCACCUUGAAGAGAGUGAAGGGAAAAAUGUUCUCCUUUGUCUACAGGAGAGGGACUGGGACCCGGGGUUGGCCAUCAUUGAUAACCUCAUGCUCAGCAUAAACCAGAGCAAGAAAACGAUAUUCAUUUUAACCAAAAAAUAUGCCAAAAGCUGGAAUUUUAAAACAGCUUUCUACUUGGCAUUACAGAGGCUAAUGGAUGAGAACAUGGAUGUGAUUAUAUUUAUCCUGCUAGAGCCAGUGCUACAGCAUUCUCAGUACUUGCGACUGCGACGGCGGAUCUGCAAGAGCUCCAUCCUCCAGUGGCCUGACAACCCCAAGGCAGAAGGCUUGUUUUGGCAAAGUCUGAAAAAUGUAGUCUUAACUGAAAAUGACUCACGAUAUAAUAAUCUGUAUGUUGAUUCCAUUAGGCAAUACUAAGUGAUGUUAAGCCAUGUUUUGACACCAUAAUAAAAAUUCAAGGCAAUGA
Messenger RNA from Marmota monax (woodchuck), 3535 nucleotides. It is a transcript of the gene Tlr8, whose product is annotated as toll like receptor 8. The transcript has 4 exons. Gene Ontology annotation, cellular component: plasma membrane. The record is from RefSeq and is a predicted model, not a curated record. Lineage: Eukaryota; Metazoa; Chordata; Mammalia; Rodentia; Sciuridae. Gene Ontology annotation, biological process: defense response to virus; canonical NF-kappaB signal transduction; toll-like receptor signaling pathway. Bases 373 to 3486 code for a protein of 1037 amino acids. Gene Ontology annotation, molecular function: protein binding; pattern recognition receptor activity.